AUGAGUGGCCGCAGGAGCAGCUCCGUUUAUCGUGUCAUUGUGUGUUUCGUUAGUUUUUCCCUUCUCAUGGCAAUCAAUGCUGAUGAUCGAAAUGGUGAAGUUGAUGAUGAACAUGAAUUUACGUAUUUGAAGAAUUCUCCCAAGGGACCAGAAAACUGGGGAAGUCUCAAAACAGAAUGGAAGUUAUGUUCAAAUGGGAAGUCCCAAUCCCCAAUCAAUAUAAUCGGGGAAAAAGUUUCGGUUUCGUCUGAAAUAGGGACAUUGAAAGGAAACUAUAAACCGGCUCAUGCUGUAUUGAGGAAUAGGGGACAUGACAUCAUGGUUGAAUGGAAUGGAGACGUUAUGGGCAUGAACCUCACAGGCAAUACUUACAAUCUACUACAAUGUCACUGGCACAUGCCCUCCGAACAUACAAUUAGUGGCCGAGGGUCCAACUUGGAAAUUCAUAUGGUCCAUAAGAGCUCCCAAGGGAAAUUUGCUGUAAUUGCCAUUUUAUAUGAUUUAGGACGUUCAGAUCCUUUUCUUGACAAGGUGAGAACAGCAUCGAAGGAGCAAAUUGCAAAAAUGAGGGAUGUCGUACAUGAUGGUUUCGAAAAUAAUGCAAGACCAUCUCAAUUGCUCAAUAAUAGAGUCGUAUCGAAGUAUCGCCAAGACAUUCAAUGA
This is a messenger RNA of Salvia splendens (bonfire salvia), 663 nucleotides long. Its product is annotated as alpha carbonic anhydrase 4. The record is from RefSeq and is a predicted model, not a curated record. NCBI's taxonomy places the organism in Eukaryota, Viridiplantae, Streptophyta, Magnoliopsida, Lamiales, Lamiaceae. Gene Ontology annotation, biological process: one-carbon metabolic process. Bases 1 to 663 code for a protein of 220 amino acids. The transcript has 6 exons. Gene Ontology annotation, molecular function: zinc ion binding; carbonate dehydratase activity.